CCCAGAUGGUCCCAUGAUUCCAGGAACUGGGGCUUGGAGGAAAACAAGCCUCUCUCACCCACCCCAGCUUCCCUAGGGUGGCGCCUCAGCGCUUCCCGGCACUGUUCAGUCUGGACUCUUUGGAAAGACAUUUGCUUGGGCAAAAAGCGAGCCUGGGUGGCUGAGCGGAUUGGAAUAACCUAGCGUCCCAGUCCCAGGAGAAGGAGCCCUUCGGGAUCGCCACUUCCUGAGCAUGAUGUCCUACAUGAAGCAGCCUCAUUACGCAGUCAAUGGGUUGACCCUAGCGGGACCGGGCAUGGACCUGCUCCACUCCGCCGUGGGAUACCCAACCACCCCGCGGAAGCAGCGGCGCGAGCGGACGACUUUCACGCGGGCCCAGCUGGACAUUCUGGAGGCUCUUUUCGCCAAGACCCGCUACCCCGACAUCUUCAUGCGGGAGGAGGUAGCGCUCAAGAUCAACCUGCCGGAGUCCCGGGUGCAGGUUUGGUUCAAGAACCGCCGGGCCAAGUGCCGGCAGCAGCAGCAGCAGAGCAGCGGCCAGGCCAAGGCGCGGCCGGCCAAGAAGAAGAACUCGCCGGCCCGGGAGACCAGCUCGGAAACCAGCACCAACGGGCAGUACAGCCCCCCGCCCGCCGGCACCUCAGGCACCCCCAGCUCCACGGCCAGCGCCACCGUCUCCAUCUGGAGCCCGGCCUCCAUCUCCCCCAUCCCCGACCCCCUGGCCUCCUCGGCCACCCCCUGCAUGCAGCGCUCCGCCGCCUACCCCAUGACCUACACUCAGGCCGCCGGCUACCCCCAGAGCUACGCCGGCUCGUCCUCCUACUUCACCGGCCUGGACUGCGGCUCCUACCUCUCGCCCAUGCACCCGCAGCUCUCCGCCCCCGGCGCCGCCCUGAGCCCCAUCGCCGCCCCGGCCAUGGGCAGCCACCUCAGCCAGUCCCCGGCCUCCCUCUCCAGCCAGGGCUUCAGCACGGCCGGCCUGAGCUUCGGCUCGGUGGAUUGCUUGGACUACAAGGAUCAGACGGCCUCUUGGAAACUCAACUUCAACGCCACGGACUGCUUGGAUUACAAAGAUCAGAGCUCCUGGAAGUUCCAGGUCUUGUGAAGUGGCGGGAGGCAGCCAGGGAGACGCCCCCUGUCCGUUGUUUCCCCCCCACCCCCCGAAGGCCCGUCCCUCCCCUCCCCGCUGCCACCUCCUCCAACCACCUUGGCUCUGACCUGUGUCCAGAGUGGAGCUGGACUGAGAUUGCACCCAGCGUCGGGGAUUCCCCCUUUCCCGGGACCACGGCAGGGAUUUGCCCUUCCUUGGUGAGCAGCCGGAAACUUGCCCUGGUUGGUCGUUCGUGGCUGAGAACCUCACCCCACAUGGCCACAGGGGCCCCUCGCGCCGGGCAGCACCGCGGGGGUUUCUUCCCGCCCGAGCCCCGGACACGAAAUCUGUCGCGGCGUCUCAGCCGGGAGCCCGCCCGGCUGAUUUCCUGGGGGCGGGGGCUGGCGGGGGUGGCAGCCUCCCCUGUCUGUACCACGCACCCCCGGUGGCACCCGGAGCUGCAGGGGUGGAGGUGGGAAGUGCCACGGCUGGUUUUGGGUGGGAAGUAGCCCCCCCCCCGCCCCUUGCACAUGUGGGGGAGGGGGGGCUCCAGGGUCUGUCUUUCACGGUUUCUCUCUAGCCCUGGCCUGAUCCUUCAAGGAGUGGGGGGUCUGAGCGAAGAAUGAACUAGGGAAUGAAAUUGGGCCUGGGGUGGAGAAGCUCGGUCGAGGGAUGUGCUGCCAGGACUCCUGGGUUCUAUUUCCGGUGCUGGGAGGGGAGCGACGUUUAGAGGAGUGGGCCCUGGGAGUCAGUUCCCCUCGGCUUUAUUUCCAGCCCUGCCAAUGACUGGGUGUCAGAUGUUCCACCCCGUGCAGGGGCCGGGGAUCUGUGGCUGGACGGCUCUGUGCUUGGCGGAGGGCGUGUGCCGAGGUCACCGCCCAGCGAGGCUAAGGCAGCAUCGGGUUUCAGUCGGCUCCAGGUUCAGCCGCCCACAGGCCAGUCGUCCGAAACGGAGGUCCCGUCUCUGGCUGGCGACCUCGCCAGCCUCGUCCUGCCAGGGAGGGGCUCGGCCCUGCUUUCCCCGCGCUGCCCGGCUGGGACGCCAGCCGCUGAGCUCUGCCCCACAGGUGGCAAGCGGGGCAGGAGACCGGGUCGCACUCGGCGAGUUGGCGGGGAGAGAUCUAUGCUGGGAGGCCGGCGUCACAAGCCGGGAUCAAGGCCUGCCUGGCUGUUUGCGGGGGGGGGGCUUUUUAUUCUAGCCUCCAUUUCCCCUCCCCCCUGGAUAUUUUGGGUGCAAAACCCCUUUUUUUUGGGGGGGGGUUAACUUGAAAGUGACGACAAAUGUUCCACCCCCCAAAUCCAUUGGAACACGUUGAUUUCAAAUGCUCUGGCCUCGCUGCCGCCCGUCGCAAGCGACCAGGCCUUUGGGCUCUUUGCGGGGCUGGAAAUUCUCUCUCCCAUGGGAGUUAGGCACCGAAAUACCUUGGAGGGUCUGGGGCAAAGCACAACUUCCCACCCGAGGCCCCGAUCCUGGUAGCCCCUGGCACGUGCCCCGGGGCCGUCGAGCUGGGUUCGGACCCUGCUGCUCUCGGGCCCUGGUGGCAGAACUCCCCGGGGGUGGGACAGGAUCGGGUCCGCCCUGGCUCGGGCGGGGGGGAGAGCUGAGGUGGGGACUAGCCAGGAGGUGGGGGAGCUCGGCCUGGAUCCCUGCUCUCGGACGCCCAGACGCUUUCCCCGAAUCAGCCGCGUUGUGGGGCAGGGGUCGGAGCCCAGCUGCGCGGACCUGACCCCGCUGCAUUCACAUGGCGCUUCCCCUCCCCCCUCGUUGGGGGAGGGGGAGAAUGGGGGACGCUUUGCAGCCCGGUUUCCGCGUUGCCUUGCACACGCAUUUACACUAGUGCAGAAGAAGCGUGAAACCGGAUCUGUCCACACCUGUUCCGCACUAGUGGGUGCAAGACAAUGGAGAACCCAGCUCUUUCUUUUCUAAUCAGACCACCUGGACAGCUCCCCUCCCCAAAGCUGGCUGCAGAGACGCUCCCCAGAGAUGUAGCGGAUUCGGAUUCAGGUCCGUCUCUGCCUGAGGCUGACCCGCUGCGAUCCGCCUGGGCCCGGCUCCCAGAGCUCUGACCUGGAGUGGCCGUUUGCUCUGGGGACCUCGCCACGCACGUCUCCUUGCCAGGGGCCACCUCGCAGCUCCUUGUGGGGCCCGAACAUCUCCGGUGGCCUCGUGCAAUCACGUUCCCCCGUGCAAAACCCUCUGGCUCUGGUAGCACUUUGCCGCGGGGAAUCUGGUGACAGAAGAUCUGGGGCGCUGUGGAAUUAACCGGCCGCAUUUAGAAUGUUUGCGUGUAAAUAAAACCCGACACCUUGUGAGGUUCGUUUAGGGCGGUCCUGUGGGUCUUUGUUCCGUUUCCACCGUCACCAACAAAGGCCGUUUUUCUUUAGUUCUCGGCUGGACACCUCAGUGGGUUUCAGUCCUGCCGCUCUCCCUUUGCACCCAAUGACGUAGCUGCUGCGUGGCCACAUCCCUUGGUGUUAGGAGCUCACGUCUCCGCAGCCUCCGACGAGCUGGUUUUAUCUUCAGGCCUCUGUCGGUGGAAAUGUUUCAGGUUUUGCUGUUUCCUAGCCAUAGGCUUGCGCCACUCGGGUCCGGUUUUUAAAGAAACGGGGGCAAAAAAAAUUUAAAAAACGACAAUCAGAGACAAUAAAUAUCUGUAAAGAAUUUGAUUGUUUUUUGUGUGCACUAAAGUACUGGCUUAAAACCAAGACGUCUGUUUUGUAAGUUGAUGUAGAGGGAGGGUUUAGACUAGUUUUGUUAGGUGUCAAACUCCAGUGUCUGUAGGAGAAACAGAAUUUCAAUGCAAACUAUUUUUGAUGACUUGAUAUUUAUUGUUUUAGCGAGAGGCAUUUCCUGUACCAGCCCCCAGGUUUUGGUGGUUUAAAAAGAUUUGAAAAAAUAAAAAAUAAAAAUAAAAAA
This is a messenger RNA of Mauremys reevesii (Reeves's turtle), 4007 nucleotides long. It is a transcript of the gene CRX, whose product is annotated as cone-rod homeobox. Gene Ontology annotation, cellular component: nucleus. The coding region runs from base 233 to 1105 and encodes 290 amino acids. The record is from RefSeq and is a predicted model, not a curated record. Gene Ontology annotation, biological process: regulation of transcription by RNA polymerase II; multicellular organism development. The transcript has 5 exons. NCBI's taxonomy places the organism in Eukaryota, Metazoa, Chordata, Testudines, Geoemydidae. Gene Ontology annotation, molecular function: DNA-binding transcription factor activity, RNA polymerase II-specific; RNA polymerase II cis-regulatory region sequence-specific DNA binding.